Python bivittatus (Burmese python) is the source of this 2826-nucleotide messenger RNA. NCBI's taxonomy places the organism in Eukaryota, Metazoa, Chordata, Lepidosauria, Squamata, Pythonidae. The record is from RefSeq and is a predicted model, not a curated record.
CCCCCGCCGAAGUGGCAGCAGCACGGCGGGAGCAGGUCCGUCCGUCCUACGUGCCUUAGGGGAAGAAAGGGGAGGGGGGUUUCUUUCGUGCGCUCUUGGGGCUCCUCCGAAAGCCGCCUGUAGGCAAAAGAGCUUGGCUUCGGAAAGAGAAGGAAGGCGAUCGCGCAGGGCCCAGGGGGGAAGAGGUACCGCCCUGCGCAGGUCUAGAUUCCAUUAGAGAUCCGUGGCAUCCUUCCGAGGAGAGACGGCUUCGGCCAAGCAGGGCGAUGCUGUGCAGUGGUCAUCUUCUACUACUUCUGGCAAGCAUUCCUUACAGCUUUCUGCUGAAAAACCAUGAGGAGGAUGAGGAUGAAGAUGAUGACCUGCCACUGUCAACAUCCCAGCCCUCUGGGGACUCUGCCCAGAAUGUGCCUGGUUGCCCAGCCAAAUGCACCUGCCCAACAGAGGAGACAGUGGAUUGUGGUGGCCUUGACCUACACAUUUUCCCCAGCAAUAUCUCUGCAGACAUCCAGCAUCUUUCAUUGCAGAAUAACCAACUGCAAGAGCUGCCCUAUCAUGAACUAUCCCGAUUAACCAGCCUGCGAACCCUCAAUCUCCAUGACAAUCUGAUCACCUCUGAUGGUCUCCCGGAUGAAGCCUUUGAGUCCCUGCAGUCACUUCAGUACAUCUACCUGGCCAACAACAAGCUGUCAGUGGCACCACAGUUCCUGCCACACACUCUACGCAUUGUGGACCUUGCUGCCAACCACCUGACAUGCAUCUAUCCACUCACCUUUGGGCAUAAGCCUGGUCUCAGGUCUGUUUAUCUACACAACAAUCACUUGAACAACACAGGUCUGUCCUUUGAUGCCUUCAAUGGCUCGGAUGCUGUCAGCACCCUGAUCCUUUCCAGCAAUCGGCUUACCUACGUGCCCCAGAAUUUGCCCCGUGGUGUUGUUCGCCUCCAUUUGCAGAAUAAUCACAUUUCUCGUAUCCCUAAAGGGGCCUUGAACAGCCAAGGGCGCCUCCGGGAGCUUUACCUGCAGAACAAUAAUCUAUCCAGUGAGGGCCUGGGCCACUCCACCUUCAGCAAGCUGAAGAGCCUUGAAUAUCUGGAUCUUUCCAACAACAACUUGACAGAGGUGCCUGCUGGUCUUCCUGCCAACGUAGUAAUACUACAUUUGGGCCGAAACUGCUUGAAGGGACUACCGCCUGAACGCCUUAGCCGUGUGCGGGGCCUGCAGUAUCUCCUGUUGCAAAGCAAUGCUUUGACAACUUCAGGGGUGCACCCAGAGGCCUUUGCCCACUUGCGCUCCCUGCAUACGCUCCAUCUGUACAAUAAUCAGCUAGAUGGAAUCCCAUCUGGACUUCCCCGCCGUGUCCGAUCUUUGAUGCUGCUGCACAACCAGAUUGCACGCAUUGGCUUGAAUGACUUUGUGGCCACUUAUGCUUUGACUGAGCUCAAUCUGAGUUACAAUCGGCUUUAUAGUGCCCACAUCCACCGCCUGGCCUUCCGCAAGCUUAGGCGCCUAGAAACUCUGGAUAUCUCUGGCAACAUGCUCACACUUCUCCCUGCUGGGUUGCCCACCAGUCUUCAAGUCCUCAAUCUUCAGAAGAACCAGCUCAAUGCUCUUUCUCCAGAACGGUUAGUCAACCUCACCAUGCUUAAAGAGCUGCACCUGGCACACAACCGCCUGCAGAUCAGCAGUAUCUCUCCAGGCACUUGGCAUGAGCUGCACAGCCUCAAGCUCCUGGAUCUGAGCUUCAAUGAGUUGUCAUACGUUCCACCAGACCUUCCAGAAUCACUGGAAUAUCUGUACUUGCAACACAACAGAAUUGCUGUCAUUAUGGCCGAGACCUUCCUCACAACACACAACAUACGGGUCAUCACUCUCAGAUCCAAUCGCUUGUUGGCAGCCAAUGUGUCAGAAAUGGCAUUUGCAGACCUGAAAUUCCUGGAAGUAGUAGACCUGACAGGCAACCCAGAGCCUAUCAACAUCUCUCUUCUGCAAACUGGACGCUGGGUCCAUACUCAAAUGGGCACCUAGGAAGGCAGCCUAGAACAGAUUACCAUUCUGAAUUCUCUUUGCACCAUGCUGCUUCCUUAGGCCUCUUGAUGAACAUGGCCUCAGCCAGCCUGCCUCUCACCUUCUGGAGAACUCAGCCAGCCAGCCACCUACAACAAAGCCAGUGCAGCAAGCUGCUUUUCUUGGGAGCGAAACUUAGCAACAAUGCUUAGUUUAACAGGGAAAUUAAGGCAAAAAGUGGUAGUCAUACCCAGAUGAAGCUAGGUGUCCCCACUUGCAACGUUGCCUAGGACAUAAAAUACUCAGUGGAGCACUUCCUCUCAGUUCGUUCUUCUGCAUCACUUCUUGUAUGUGUGCUUCCAAUCUGAUAACAGAGCUGCUGUAGAGAGCUAGGAAGUUGCAGAUGCAAAAGUUUUCUUCCCCAUGUGUCAAAUCCCAUUCAAUCUUUUUGCAAAGGAGAAAAUGAUGGGAAUGACAGCUAGACUGUUGACCAUCACACAGAAUUACAAGCCAUGUUUACAUUUCCCAAAUUUACAAAUGUUUGAACAAAAUUGGGACAACAUUCAAAAGAAGCAAGGGUCCAUCAUCACAGGACUAGUCAUAAUAAAACUUGUAUUUUUCCAUAGAAAAUAUAGCUUUAACUAAGAUCAAAGGCAUCAUAUGCCUGCAUCAAGGAUGAAGCCAUAGAAACUAAAUUAUUUUAAUAUCAAAUGACCUUCAGAUUUCCAGACUACAUAAGCUAAACUUGUGUUAGCUUAGCAGAUUAAACCAUUUUUAUACAGAGAUGGUACCUUUUUUGUAGAUGCUGAAAAAGGAAACC